CCCUGCCCUGCCCUCGACCCAUUCGCGAACUUUCCAAUGUUCAAAUAAAUCACCACCACCCUCACAAACUCUCGUUCCCUUUCUUCUUCUGUCUUCACCAUCCUCUCCCAAAUCGACCUCUACUUUGUCGAGUGUCAUACCACCCUCUUUUACUCUUUUCUUUCUUCCUCUGAUUGAUCCUCCAUCAUGAGGCUCAACGCUGCCCUUACCCCGGCCUUAUGUGCUACCGCACUGCUAGCUGGUGCCGCGUUAGCCCAGGAAGACGUAGAGCCUUCGUCAAGCAUCGUGGAGAAGCCCACUUUUACACCCACCACCCUUAAAGCCCCUUUCCUAGAACAGUUCACCGAUGAUUGGGACACCCGAUGGACACCCUCGCACGCCAAGAAGCAGGACUCCAAGAGCGAAGAGGACUGGGCCUAUGUCGGUGAAUGGGCGGUCGAAGAGCCAAAGGUGCUUCCGGGAAUCAUUGGCGACAAGGGCUUGGUUCUCAAAAACGCAGCUGCUCACCAUGCCAUCUCAGCGAAGUUCCCCAAGGCUGUCGACAACAAGGGCAAGACCCUUGUCGUCCAAUAUGAGGUUAAGCUACAAAACGGUCUAGAGUGUGGAGGCGCCUACCUCAAGCUACUGCGCGACAACAAGGCUCUUCACGCGGAAGAGUUCUCAAACAGCUCCCCAUAUGUCAUCAUGUUUGGUCCUGACAAGUGCGGUGCCACCAACAAGGUUCACUUCAUUUUCCAGCACAAGAACCCCAAGACCGGAGAAUACGAGGAGAAGCAUCUCAAGAGCCCCCCGCAGGCAAAGACCAGCAAACUCACAACUCUAUACACCCUGAUCGUCAAGCCCGACAAUACCUUUGAAAUCCUCAUCGAUAACGUGUCAGCCAAAACUGGCAGCCUCCUCGAGGACUUCUCUCCCGCCGUCAACCCCGACAAGGAAAUUGAUGAUGUUAAUGAUGUCAAACCUGAAGAUUGGGUUGAGCUUGCUCGCAUCCCCGACCCAGAAGCCACUAAGCCUGAAGAUUGGGAUGAGGAGCAGCCAUUUGAGAUUGUCGAUGAGUCGGCCGAGAAGCCCGAUGACUGGCUUGAGGAUGAGCCAUUGACCAUUCCCGACCCUGAAGCUGAGAAGCCUGAGGACUGGGACGACGAAGAGGAUGGUGACUGGAUCCCUCCCCAAGUCCCCAACCCCAAGGGUGACGAGGUCUCGGGUCUCGGUCCAUGGACCAAGCCCAUGAUCAAGAACCCUCUGUACAAGGGCAAGUGGACCGCACCAUUUAUCGACAACCCAGACUACAAGGGGCCUUGGGCGCCUCGCAAGAUCCCCAACCCCAACUUCUUCGAGGACAAGACUCCCGCCAACUUGGAACCUAUUGGAGCUAUUGGCUUUGAGAUCUGGACCAUGCAAUCUGACAUUACCUUCGACAACAUCUACAUCGGUCACUCGGUUGAAGACGCCAAUGCGCUCCGGGCUGAGACUUAUGACAUCAAGCGGCCGAUUGAAGAUGCCGAAGACGCAAAGAACAAGCCCAAGACGCCUGAUGCCAAGACCACGACCCCGGGCCUCACUUUCGCAGAAGAUCCAAUCACCUUUGUCAAGGAGAAGCUCGAAUUGUUUGUCGCUCUCGCCCAGAAGGAUCCUCUGGGAGCCAUUCAGGAAUUGCCCGAAGUGGCUGGAGGCAUUGGUGGAGCGCUAGCCCUCAUCAUUGCCAUCAUCGUGGGAUUGUCCAGCCUGGGAGGCUCUGCCGCACCUAGCAAAGAAGAUAUCAAGAAGACGGCUCAGAAGGCCAAGGAGACUGCAGCUGAUGCCAAGGACAAGGUUGUCGAUGCGGCAGCCAGUGGAGCUGAGGCUGUCAAGACCGAGGUCAACAAGCGAACCACGCGUUCUAGCGGGAGUGCUGAGUGAAGGGCAGGUCGAGUUGCAGGGGAUGUGCUUGAUACUCGAACGAGAUAGCAGGUGCUCUGAUACCGCACAAGGUAACGGAGGGAACGAAAGUGUACUGUGAUUUGCCGUCCAUGAAUGGGGGCCACAUGUAGACGGAGGGAUACAUUUUCAAGGCGCCUGAGGCAGCCAGUGGCCCAACAAAAGUGGAAAUGAAAGCGGCGUCUUUGAACGCGAGUCCAUUGAGGUUCAUGUACAUCAGAAACAUUCGGGGCAAUUUGACACGGAGUUGAAUGACGAUGAUGACGUCGAAUCUAGAGUGUCGCGUUCAAGUUGUCGUGACCGGAUGUGGAAGAAAGUAAGUCACGUGAUAUCAGAUCCCGUGACCGAUGACUGUUUGUAGUGCGGUGACAGUGUGCGUCGUCUGGAAUGUCGUAAGUACCUAUGUACAGAUAUAUCUACCUACGUGCAUGUAUCCGUACAUCAUAGAAUGGGUACCUACCGCAGGUACCUAACGAGCUACCCUUCAGUACCAAACCACUAUCCGUUGACAGUUGCUGAUUGAUAUAAUG
Exophiala mesophila is the source of this 2447-nucleotide messenger RNA. RefSeq lists its product as uncharacterized. Bases 187 to 1899 code for a protein of 570 amino acids. Gene Ontology annotation, molecular function: calcium ion binding. The transcript is spliced from 4 exons. The record is from RefSeq and is a predicted model, not a curated record. Lineage: Eukaryota; Fungi; Ascomycota; Eurotiomycetes; Chaetothyriales; Herpotrichiellaceae. Gene Ontology annotation, biological process: protein folding. Gene Ontology annotation, cellular component: endoplasmic reticulum; endoplasmic reticulum membrane.